Messenger RNA from Dichomitus squalens LYAD-421 SS1, 892 nucleotides. RefSeq lists its product as uncharacterized. The record is from RefSeq and is a predicted model, not a curated record. The annotation marks the transcript as partial. NCBI's taxonomy places the organism in Eukaryota, Fungi, Basidiomycota, Agaricomycetes, Polyporales, Polyporaceae. The transcript has 4 exons.
CAGCCAUGAUCUCACAGCCUUCACGCACUGGCGCCAUGAAUAUACUGGGAGCUCCUGAUGUGCGCUACGCCACUAUUUGUCACCUGUCAAGUGCCAGUGUGUGCUGGCAUCGUCUCGACGAACUAUCAGAAAGCGGAGGCCUGAGGUGAUAGUUGCGCUACUCAAGCGCUUGGGCCCUGCACUUCAAACUUGUCUCAUCGGAACAUCCCUGGGAGUCUACGGCAGCUCUUGACGUACAAACUUAUGGCUGGCGUGGGGACACGAAUGUGGGGACUGACUGCGAGGAGGACUUCUGUCAUCCCUAACCUCAAGGGGUCACUCCUUACGGUCAUCAUUUCAAGCUUUGUCGGGCUCUCACUCGUGACUGCCACCUCUGUCAACAUCACAGUCGAUGACACGCUUGGCAACGCAACGUAUGGAGUGUGGCCAGCAUAUCUCCCAGCGGACGACGUUAACUGGCACGCGGGAACACCUACGGAGGAAUGCGAUAUUUGCAAAAUCAAGCCUUCUGAGCUUGACUUGAACCAGAUCCUAGACCAAACCUGGCACCAUGGGACAUAUUUCCAAGGAUCCCCUAUACAAGUGCAGGUCACUUUCACUGGGACUGCAGUAUAUGUCUUCAACGUGGUCCCCAAUACACUCCCGGGAACAGAUACUCUGAUGAACAUCUCUUUCGCCAUUGACGGUGAGACAGUCGGAGACUUCUUUCAUCAACCCAAUUCUAGCUCUGUGAUACUGUAUGACCAACUCGUCUACUCCAACGCGACCCUGCCCAACACUUCCCACACCCUUGUCAUGAGCGCAUCCGGGGACGAAGAGUCCCUCAUUUUCUUCGACUACCUGCUAUACACUGCCGAUAUCGACAGCACCGGCUCGUCCCUGCUACCUUUCC